Molecule: messenger RNA, 716 nt
Organism: Dissoconium aciculare CBS 342.82
Lineage: Eukaryota; Fungi; Ascomycota; Dothideomycetes; Mycosphaerellales; Dissoconiaceae
Exons: 3
Coding region: 143-577 (144 amino acids)
Biological process (GO): regulation of transcription by RNA polymerase II
Cellular component (GO): mediator complex
Molecular function (GO): transcription coregulator activity
Source: RefSeq, a predicted model, not a curated record
UGUUUCCAACAAUAAAAUUAUCUUUGACGAGGAACUUUCUCGUCAAAGAUAAAUCCAGGAUCGCGUCAGGGAAUUCCCUCGUGCCAAUGCCAUAACUUUCAAAGACGGUUCGAUGCCAGCAGCAACGAGUUCCACCACAGCAAUGUCGACAACAACGAGCCUCGAUGAGGUCGAAACUCAGCUCCGCGCUAUCAUAAGCAAUCUCUACGUGCUUGUCGCUCAAGCCCACGAUUUUCAGGGCGCUGCGACAUCACAGGCCAUGCAAGCCGAAACUUCGCAACUUCUUUCGAAUCUCACGACGCUAUCGCGCUCCGCUCGUCAUCUACCUGUGUCGUUACCCCUGGAGAUCAUUCAGUAUGUUGAGAGCGCGCGCAACCCUGACAUUUAUACGCGAGAGUUUGUCGAAUUAGUCAUGCGAUACAAUCAACAGCUCUCCGGUCGAAGUACUGCCCUGGCACAGUUCCGCGACAUUCUAGCGAGGGAAAUCGCAGGCGCCAUUCCAGAGAUGGAGGGAGUGGUAGCCGAAGUCGUGGGCGCAACCAAAGAUGGCGAGAGCGCGGAGGCGAGUCUGAGAUGAUCAGAGAGCGACAUGCGACAGACUUGUCGCCAUCAUUUGACUGUAACGGUAUUCGCUCUUUGGCCGGCGCGCGCCGGCCACUCCGAUCGGGUGUCGCAGUGCCGUUUCUUGGUAGCCAAGACGGGGUGUUGCUGAUGGA